AUGGAGGAGAAGUUGGACGCUGAAGAGCGAGAAACACAGAUUACCUUGUUGAUUUCGAAAGAUGGUUCAACCCCUGGGGCUUCUACUUCACAAGACCUUGGCUCGAGCUGGGCAGAGGUGAUUCAGGUCCAAUAUUACCCACAGCAAAACCAAUUACCUCUCAAGACGGAGCGAUAUCAUACGAUCGCUGUGGCCCUUGGACUCGCUAGACCUCUUCUUCCGGAAAGACGUUGCAUACUAUCAAGAGGGGUCCAUGGCCAACUUAUUGAUGACCUGCCGAAUCACGAUAUCGACUUUGCUGCUAAUAUGGGUACCGAGUACGAUUCGAGAUUCGACCAAAGCCUCGGACUGGCGAGGAGUAACCAUCACCGAGAAGAAGUUGUCUACGCACAGCAUCGCCAGGACAAGAUGCAGAAGCGCUUAGAGGGGCAGCAAGUUCAAGACGCAAAGGCGAUCGAACGUAUCUUAAGGCAGGAAGAAGGUGAAGGCUGCAUGGCACUUGGAGAGUGA
Molecule: messenger RNA, 510 nt
Organism: Letharia lupina
Lineage: Eukaryota; Fungi; Ascomycota; Lecanoromycetes; Lecanorales; Parmeliaceae
Exons: 3
Coding region: 1-510 (169 amino acids)
Source: RefSeq, a predicted model, not a curated record